Molecule: messenger RNA, 8283 nt
Organism: Lepisosteus oculatus (spotted gar)
Lineage: Eukaryota; Metazoa; Chordata; Actinopteri; Semionotiformes; Lepisosteidae
Gene: fam78ab
Product: family with sequence similarity 78 member Ab
Source: RefSeq, a predicted model, not a curated record
AGAGCUGCAGGAGGGGGCAGCGAGCGCUGGUCGUGCCGGGACGAGGGCAGGGGGGAAAAGGGGCUGUCCGGGAUCCGUGUCCGGGAUAUCACUGGCAGGGACGCGGGGCGACAGGGGAGGCUGCUCUGCAGGAUUCCAUUUCCCCGCAAAAGUCCUCCUGUCAGCAUUAGGGCUGGAGAAGACAAGUGCAGAGAAAGUUGACCUGGUUGCCUUUGGACGCUACAGCGCACAUUGUGCGGCGAAAUCAAUUAGAGUUGAUGACAUCUCGACGGGACGCUGCAAUUUACUGUCAGGAGACACGGGGAUUUUCAGCUGUACCUUGCGAGGGCUAUGAGGAAUUGAUGUCCGUCAGACAAUGCAUUUGGCUGGAACAGUGCACGCUACUGUCUUUGAUUCUAGCGCAACUAUCUGAGAACAAAACACAGCCUGAAGUAUCCGGCACGUGUCAUGUCUCUUUUAUUUCUAAGCGUCUGCGAAUAGAGGUUUUGUGAAAAAAAGGGGGCAAAACACUGAAAAUAUAUAUCUUUUCCUGUUAUGGAAUUUGAACGUAAACGAUGCAGGACUAAACCGUUACAUUGAGGAUUACAUUAUUGUAUAAUGAAUUCAGGCAACCCAAAAACCACCAACUGUCCUAGCCUGAGCUAUUUUUUUCGCCGGGGUUUUUGACAAUGCAAAGCAAAUCCGAACUUUCUGUUAAAUUCUAAGAGCGGGUAUAAUGUAAUUUAUUUUUGAGAAUGUAAUCUGCGAUGCAAUGACUUAUACAAUAUGUAAGAGGUUUUGAUAUAUUUUAUAUUAUUUUCACAGCUAUGUAUAUGUAUGCAGGUUUAUUUAAGCGAUAUUGCUUUAACCCUUGCAACGCUAAGUCUAUUAAUCUUAGCCUGAAGGCAUGAGAUGUCAUCAGUCUAAUUAUUACAUAAUGAAGACGUGGAUCAAAGUAUUGAUUCCGCUCUCUUUCACAAGCAGAAACAUGCAAACGUAGCUCAAAUCGCUUUCACAUCCUCUCCCCCCGUCUUUUAAGGAAACUAUAUCGAAAGUAAGAAAACAAAACGGGCAGCCCGUAUAAGGGUGCUGAAACUUCAAUCUCUUGGCGGAAAGAUCGUUUAUCAAACGACUACAGAUUGCAAAGUUGCAGAUAAUCGACUUCAGUUUUAUUUUAUGCAACAGAGCAUGUAGAUCAGUCUAGCUCUGUCAAUCACUAUCACUUAGCAAUUUUAUUUUAAUCCACCGGUACGUUAACGAAAGGCGUGACUGCAGCUCUCGGUGUAACUCUGUUGAUUAAGGCACAGCGAACCCGAGCUCAUCUGGGACAUGCCUGCGGGCCUGCACAGAAACUACUGAUCUCCGCUCUUCUCUGCGGCAAUGGACGGAGGACGCUAUAAGAAACGGAAACCUGCUUCAGAGAAGUAAACUAAGUUGUUUGUAUUUUUCUAAGAAAUGCCACUGAAAACCAGAACAUGAGUAUUAUUUUUACAAAAGCCGGACCUCCUCAGCCGCCCAGUAUAUACCUACUGAUUUAGCUCUUGUGCAGAGCGUGUGCACCAACCCGGGAGUGGAUAUUUGAAAAGAUUGGUACAAAUUUGAAACUGCAACAGGAUAUCUAACCACUGCGAUCACGCUAGGCUACAGUAUGUGCCAUGAAGACCUUUUUUUAAAACAAAACUUUCCUUGAGUGGAUACUAAAGCGAAACGCGAGGCUGAAUCACUGUGAAUAUAAUCUCUUCCAUGCGCCUCUUGCCUCCAGAAAGCUGGACGUUCCUGUUAAUUCUUGCGAUAGUAAAUGCAAUGGGCUGUAUCCAGAGUAUCAGGUGUAAGCCCAAAAGUUUCCGAGAGAGCAUCGCCGUUCUUGAAGUAAACUCCACCAUAGACCCAAAUCCCACCAGCAUCGACGAGUCCUCUGGAGUGGUUCUGCGGUACAGAACCCCGCACUUCCGAGCUUCGGCCCGGGUAUUGGUGCCGCCCAUCGCUGCUAAGGAGACCUGGACCGUGGGCUGGAUCCAAGCGUGCAACCACAUGGAGUUUUACAAUAAAUACGGGAGUACAGGAAUGUCUAGCUGGGAGCUCCCUGAUUUAAGGGAUGGUAAAAUGCAAGCAAUAAGUGACUCUGAUGGGGUGAACUACCCCUGGUACGGCAAUACGACGGAGACCUGCACCAUCGUCGGCCCCACCAAGAAGGACACGAAGUUCACGGUCAGAAUGAACGACAACUUCUACCCCAGCGUGACCUGGGGUGUGCCUGUGAGCGACAGCAACCUGCCCCAGCUGACCAGCAUCCGCAGGGACCAGAGCUUCAUCACCUGGCUGGUGGCCAUCAACCAGGCCAGCGGGGAGACCGUCGUUCUGCAGACCAUCAAGUGGAGGAUGCAGCUGCACAUCGAGAUCGACCCCGGCAAGCCCCUGGGCCAGCGUGCCAAACUGCUGGAGCCCACCGCCCAGGAGCAGCCCCAGGUCCUGGCCAGGAACGAGCCCAUCCCGCCCAACGCCAUGGUGAAGCCCAAUGCCAACGACGCGCAGGUCCUGAUGUGGAGGCCAAAAACCGGGGAGCCUGUGGUUGUUAUACCUCCGAAAUACUGACCCGCCUGGCACGGGGGGGCGGCUUUUCUUCCUUCAUCUUUUUUUACAUCAAAAACAAUGAGUAAGAGAUAUAACAAGACACCCCCAAGUGGCAAAGCUAUGGAUGUCUCCUGGACUAAACAAGUGCAACCAUUCUACCUUUAAACUGGGUCGGGUAUCACUGUGCUAAAUGAAAUCAUUGCAAAAACAGCUAGAAGUUUUUUUUUUUGCUUGGCAUUUUUUGAACAUUAUACGAGAAUACAUAUGUGUAUAUACAAAUAUACACAUAUACUCACAUGCACAUACCUUUUUUAAACUUUUUUUCCGGGAUAGGAAGGGUGGGGGGGGAUUACAGAAUUUUUUCAUACAGAAAAAAAAAUGUAUAUUUGCUCCAAAGCUGGAGGGGGGAGGAACAAAGAGAAAAACGUUGUUUUGCGUAAAGGAACAUGCAAUACUUUUUUAAAGUGCGAGACGUCAAAUCCAUGCUGCCUUACGUUUGCAUUGCUUUUCAUUGCGGACUUUUGCCUUAAACGCUGUCUGAUGCACUGUCCAUCCCAGAGUGACUCUGGGAGGGGGUCUGGCAAGACCCUCACCCAAUCAACAUGCCCUCUCUCCUGGCGAGCCGGCAGCUACCCCCAGAAAAAACAAGUGAAUAAACAAAGUUGUUUGAAGAAAUAUUUAGGAACUUUUGGUACAGCUUGGAAAUGUCAUGUUUUCAAAAUCUGAUUAUCAGAUCAGGAAGCUCUGCACAGCUAACACAGCGACACUCCAGUCUUACAAGAGUGAAUAUUUUUGUCAUUCAGUGUUCGAGAAAACCUGGAAGAAUGUAACAAACUGUCAGAAAAAAGAACCCCUAGUUAGGCUGUCACAGUUAGAAGCUCACAGAAACCUGUGACCUGAGUAUUUACGCUAUGCAGUAAUUUUGUGGACGUACAGUACCUAAAAGAACCAGAAACUCCAAUUGUACUGUGAUAUUCUCUCCUGCCACUACAUCUGCAAACAGAUCUUUCAGAGCCAAUAAUGUCGCUGGCACUGAGUCAAUGAAAUUAUUAAUAAGCCAUCAUGACAGAAUGGUAGCCCGGAGAGUAACAUCACAUUUAAAAAUGUAGGUGUGGAGGUAUAUUCCCUAAGGACCAUUGGAGUACUACCUUGAUCUGUUUCUGAGAUUGAUCAUUUCAGAGCUGCAUACCACUGAAAGACUGGUAGACUGCUGGUAGGUCCAACAGUCUGUGAUACAAACUUGCUCAUAAAUAAAAUACAACUAGAGCACAGUUAAAAGUGCAUCUUACCACUACUGUUCAUGUUGAGUGCAUUUUGCAACAGGUCUGCUGUAGGCAAGGUGUGAAACACUGGGGGACAGACUCUAGUUACACCCCCCAGACCUCCGUUGUGCCAGUUUGCAACAGGAGGAACAGUAUUCUGUCGCCAGUUCUCUUCAGGAGAGCAAAAGUGAUGAGAGAGACGGUGUUGAUCUAAAGGAUGGCUUUAAUUUGGUGAAGUUUGUAAGCUAACAGAAUAAAACUGCCAGGUUCCUCGAAGGCACAUCACACACACUUACCUUAACAAAUGGAAAAAACGAACCUUAAAAAGAUGACUACUUCUGAAACUGUGUAAUAAGCUGUGAUUCAUGUCCUGUGAAAGAACAGGGUACAUUAAUCAAACAGAAAACAGCAACAGUACUGAGAUGGACUUAGGAUGGUCCAGAGUUAGAGCGUGGUACAUUUGAUUUAAUUAGAAACUAAACUGUGGAAGAGGCAAACCCCAGGUUGAAAAGGAGCAUCCUGCAAACCUAAAUAGAGUGGGAUCAAAUUAAUUCCUUCCCAUACUGCUGUUUCUUUUGUAAUUUCCCUUCCAUACGUCACCUCUCAGGAGGGGGCAGGGCAAAAGUGUUAUUAGAAGCCCCUCUGCAAUUCUGAAACAUUGUUAAUUACAAUACCAGCAGCUCAUUCGGCCUGUGUCUGGGUGUUUGUCACACACUCCCACCCUCAGGCUUUGCUAACAAAUGGAAGUAUAAACUUGAGAGAAUUAUACAGGAGAACAUGGAAACGUUAUUUGUCCUGCACCAGCAAUCGAGGAGCUCCAGCUCUGCACUAGAUGAAGUGUUACUCACUAGUGUUAAAAACUGGUGAGGAAAGUUUCAUAAACCAAAGCUUGCAAAAUCAUCUGAGCCUUGUCAUUUCAAAAUGCACACAAACCAGGGGGGUGCUUGUCAGUGUGGAGCUGGGGGUUGAAGUUGAGUGCAUUGCCAUUGAUAUUGCAUAUCAUUACAGAUGGUGUUGGAUUGCGUGCACAAACUCAGGCUUGUAGAGAACAGAGUGCCCCAGCAGUAAAGCCCUCAAACCAAGUUGCACUUCAAAUUAGAGAGGGAGGAGAGGUCACACGUUAAUAAUAGGCAUGUGAUCAGGCUGUGGUCACACUAGUGGGUGAGUUACAGCCAGGUCCUGCGGUACGAUAUGCUUUUUGUCUCCUCUGCCACUCCCUCCUGACUGCAGCCCAGGAUCUCAAUUAGUAAUGAAUGUGCUCAUGGCAGAGGGAUACCGUAUCUUUAAAUCAUGUGCUUCACAAUGAAUCUGCUGUCUCAUCCCUAAACUGCAAUAUACUAUAGAAUGUGGUAAAUAUUCGCUCGGGUCUGCUGGCUUCUUACUGGGUUAGAAUGGAGAAUAUGCAGCAUGACAAAACACUGAGAAAGAGGUCAGUUUGAGUCUUUGAAUGGUUGUUUGUGGUACUCAAGGCUGAAGAGAAUGAUUUCCCUAGAGAAAUUAAUUGAUAUUUUGCAGAAAUACCAACUCAAAGCAAAUAGAGAAUAUUUCUGUCAUUUUAACACCAUUACCAAAUUGUCUGGUUUGUAAAGUAAAACCUGCAUGGUGAUUCACUAGCUAAUCACUAGUGAAGUCAGCACUUGAAGUUUUCUUUUGUCCAAGUUACAAUUAAAUUAUUGUACAAUUGUUGUACAAUUAAAUUAUUGUAUUUACUAUAUGUGGUCUAUAUAUUGAUCAUAUUCAGUGUUCACACUAAAGAAGCAUUCCUACUUAGGAAGCCCCCCUUUGUAAGAACAGGUGUCCCCCCAGAUAGAGUUAUAGGGGUGUCAUUUUCCUUAAAAAAAAAAUAUUCCCUGAAAGAACCCCUUCCCCAUCUCUGGAACAAUGAUGUCAUGACACACCCUUCAUCCCGGGCCUAUGUUAACUUGAAGGCUCAAGCAAUUAAUUAAAGGCAAUUUGAGUGCUGGCCAUAUGUAGCCACUGAGUGUGCUGAUGUGGGUAUGUGGUAUAUUUGGCUCUCAAUUGGGAAUGCCCUCAAAAAAAUUCAGGGGAAUACCCUGAACAAAUUCCAGAUGAACAGCAUACUCUCCAUUGUUGCAUUCGAUUAUUAUGGAGACUGAUGAUGACCGAUCAUUAUUUUUUAAUCAGGCAGGCAGAUGCAGUUUAGGGGUGUUUAGAGCGUCAUCUUACCAUCUGAUUUUUGCUCUUCGGAAAGGAUCUGUAUUUUUACAGGUUUAAUGAUUAAGGGAAAAAAAAACUAAUGAACCUAAAUUUGAGAGCUGCUGGAUAAUUCUGUGUGUUCUUUGCUUUUCUGUCCACUGCAGAAAACCUGAUCUUUAAAGUCAGUAGGUUUUUCAAUUAGUUACUGAAAGUGCUGUCGUUCCCACUUACAAUCACAGUCAUGAAUUAAUGUAACAGGCUAGGCUCUGUGACACCUAAUUUAAAACUUUUCGUUCUUUAUGUGCUUUCAGAAAUAGUUGCUCUGUAGGUAUUAAAAUACAAAAUUGUCAAAAUCCAUCUCUUCAAAAAUUGCCUGCAGGUGCUAUUUCAAUAUACCAUUCACGGUACAAAGUACUGUUAUCCAAAACGAUAUCAUGGAAUAUUUAACAGAACAUUAGUCAUAAACUCCAUGAUGCUCCAUUUUGAGAAUUGAGACCUUAAAGAGCAAGUACUGUAUCUGGUUUCCGAACAAUCUAGUGUGACACAAGUAACAUUUAUCGCCAUAGUUGACAUCCCUCCAUUAAAUAUGGAAAUAUUUAUCUCAGUCCAUUUUGAAGAUGUGAGAUCAAGCAGUCUGUGACAUUUUGCAGACAAAAAAUCAAAAAUACAAAAUGUACUUCUCUCAUCCUGUUUCUUAUAAUAACAUUAGUUGUACAGAUAAUACUAGCUCAGAAAUACAGGAAAUAAUAAUUACCAUAUUCCAAAACCAAUGAGAAACUAAAGGGACAAUUUUAUGUUCACUGUAGAAAAACCAAUACAUUGAAGAACAUUAGAAGAAAAUAGAGUGAAAGGGAAUACUAGACUUUAUUGUAAAAAUAAUUGUCAAGAAAUUCACUUUUGAAAAAAUAGCUGCAGUCUUGUUACAUAAAACAACUGAUAUUUAUGGAGAAGUGUCAUGCUGUGGUCCUUUACAGUGUAAUGGGUACAAGGAAUUGAUUUCUAAUGAUCAGCAGUUUUAUGAGCCUCUGAAAUCUUUCAUUUACGCAAUAUUUUAAAAAUAAUCUCAUCCUUGUAGGAGAAACCAGGUCAUUAUCUUCAUUUGGAUUUCAUUGUUGAUGUUCUUUCGAAACAGUUCAGUUGGAUAGUUUUUAAUAUCUUGGGAGUGGCAGGCUUCUGAAUGUUGAAGACGGACAGUCGGUGUCCGUUUUAGCAUUACUGACAACUUGUGUCUGGUGAAGACCAGCUCCCACAGAGGGAAUCUAAUACAGAAUCUUAAAGUGAUUCAGUCUAACAGGUGCUGUGGUGUCACUUUCAGGAAUUUCAGGCCACCUGCAAUCUUUUAUUUGAAGAUUACAGAAUACUGCUGCAGUGGCCUGCCUUCUGGAGAGGUGCCACUGCUGCUGGCUUGCCUUGUUGCACAACCGUUCAGAUCCAGUACCCUGCUUCACAGCCUUCUGGUUGCUUUUAGGCUUUUAGCACCAUGUUGUGAGAACACUUGACCUUAAAGGAUUAUCAGUCUGAAUGCAGGCGCCUAAGUGUUCUAUAAAGAGUGUUGUGCAAUGGAUCUCAUUACUCACACCAGGCCACUGCUCCUUUUCGCUGCCACCCUGUGAAGCUGUGAUCCGCAGUGAUUCUAGAGAGAGCUGCAUUCUGUCCUCAAGUCCUGCCGCGUCAAGCUGUACAGUAACUCUGAAGACUGGCUUUGCGUCUAGUCACGAGAAACAAAUUUGGACACUUACAGGAAACAUGAUUGAUAAGAAUUCUGUGAAACUGUUGUGAGGUACGAGAUUUUUUCAUUGCACGGUUCCGAGAAAGAUGCUGAUUUUCUUUUUUUUAUUUGACAGAGUGUCCCUCUCUCUUUUCAUUAUUCUUGACAUGACAAACUCAAGAGCUGUCCAUGAUGUAUCUCAGCCACCUUGUGGUGGUAGUUUGCUUGCUAUAAUUCUUUGCUGACCAUUGUAAGAGUUACUUGUGAAAGACGUUUUUUAUUUCUUAAAAUGUCCUCAUGGUGUUGUAACCAGGCACUGCACUGGUGUUAUAACAGAGAACACUGAAAUUGAAUAUGCAGGCCCAUUGGAAAGAAAAGGGUUAAUAGAAGUGGGAUAGUUCUUAGGUUUCAGACGAUUCCUCUGCUAAUUUAUAUUGCAGCAAAAAAAUACUGAUCAUUUACAUAUAUACUUGACAAUGGGACAUCACUGGAAAAUAUUGGAAACUGUGUAAAAUGCACAAUGUUAAACAUAAACUUAAGAACAAACCUGAGAAAAAGAAAUAGAGAAAUGUUGUUUUUGAUGAAUAAAGAAAAUGUGCGAAAGCA